This is a messenger RNA of Suillus paluster, 3247 nucleotides long. Its product is annotated as P-loop containing nucleoside triphosphate hydrolase protein. The coding region runs from base 47 to 3247 and encodes 1066 amino acids. Gene Ontology annotation, cellular component: nucleus. Gene Ontology annotation, molecular function: RNA helicase activity; nucleic acid binding; ATP binding. NCBI's taxonomy places the organism in Eukaryota, Fungi, Basidiomycota, Agaricomycetes, Boletales, Suillaceae. The record is from RefSeq and is a predicted model, not a curated record. Gene Ontology annotation, biological process: mRNA splicing, via spliceosome. The transcript is spliced from 8 exons.
CAACGCUUACUUCAAGGCCACCACCACAAAAUCGUUGUAUACAAGCAUGGCGCGUAGGGAUAGAUCAUAUUCUCCGGACACGUCAAACAAAAGGGUAAGACCAUCUCACCGUUCACCCCGGUCCCCUUCGCCGACCAGGCGGAAUACCCAAAGACCUAGCAGGAGAUUCGACGACGAACGUGAUAGAGAACGUGAUCGCCCGAGAGACCGGGACAGGGAACGUGAUAAAGACCGCUAUCGCGACGACAGGCAUCGCGAUGAUAGAUACAGAGACGACAGGCGCCGAGAAAGUUACAGAGACGACAGAAGAGAUGACCGUCGGCGUUCCCGCUCACCUGACCGCAAAGACCGGGACCGACGACCGCUUUCCCCUCCUCCAAAACCUCAAGCAACCUCAAGUGCCGCGCAGACUCCUCCACCCGAGGAUGAGAAACUCAAGGCGAAGAGGGCAAAGCUGGAGGCUUGGAAGAAGGACCGCGAAGCCAAGAAGGCUCUUGACGAAGCUAAAGUCAAAGCCAUGGCUCUUGCAGGCAAAUCCGCACCAGUUCCUGCUUCGACCACAACACUUGCCAAACCUGGGACUUCCUUAAAUCGCGCAGCUCUUACAGGUCUAGGGCUCAAAGGUCUCCCCCUCAAGCCUGAAGUUCUCAAAGUAUCAAAGGGUGCUGCAGCUAUGGAUGAUUCCGAUGAAACCAAGCAGCGGAAGCUCGAGACCCUUGGCGAUAUGCCUGCUGUGGACAUGACAAUGGCAGAUGGAGAAGCUAGCGUUGGUGACCUUGAAGUUGACGACGACGACGAAGAGGCGAAUAGGAUGGACCAGGCUAUUAAGAGCAAGGCUGCAGACGCCAUGGACGAGGACGAGGACGCCAUGGACCCCCUCGAUGCCUUCAUGUCGGGUGUAUCGGUUGAAGUGAAGAAAGUCGAUGAAGAAGACUUGAAGAAAAUGACCGGCGGCAAAGGCAUAUCCCGUGGACCUCUCGCCGAACGUAUGGGUGACGAUGGCGAGGAUGAAGUCGUUGAUGUCGUGGUGGAGGAUGAGCUUGAUACCACCGAUCUUAAUCCUGAAGACAUCCUUGCUCUUGCAGCUAAGAAGGCAAAGAAGAAGGAUAUCGCCGCUGUUGACCAUUCUCGUGUCAAUUAUGAGCCGUUCCGGAAGGAAUUUUAUAUUCCUCCUCCCGACAUUGCCGCUAUGACAGACGAGGAAGCUGACCUCUUGCGCUUAGAACUUGACGGCAUAAAAAUCCGUGGCAUUGACUGCCCGCGGCCGGUGACGAAGUGGAGUCAUUAUGGUCUUCCAGCCAGUUGUUUGGACGUAAUCAAACGCCUCAACUAUACAGCACCGACCGCUAUUCAAGCUCAGGCUAUCCCUGCAAUCAUGUCUGGUCGCGACGUCAUUGGUGUGGCAAAGACAGGUUCAGGCAAGACCAUUGCAUUUCUUCUUCCUUUGUUUCGUCACAUCAAGGACCAGCGGCCCCUAGAGCAGAUGGAAGGCCCCCUUGCCAUCGUUAUGACCCCUACUCGUGAGCUGGCAGUGCAAAUUCAUCGAGAAUGCAAGCCAUUCUUGCGAGUGAUGAACCUUCGCGCUGUGUGCGCGUAUGGUGGCUCCCCCAUCAAGGACCAGAUUGCUGAGCUGAAGAAGGGUGCUGAGAUCAUCGUGUGCACACCUGGUCGCAUGAUCGACCUCCUCACUGCCAACUCUGGCCGGGUCACAAACCUCAAGCGUGUCACUUACGUCGUUCUUGACGAAGCUGAUCGCAUGUUUGACAUGGGUUUCGAGCCCCAAGUCAUGAAGAUUAUCAACAACAUUCGACCUGACCGCCAAACAGUCCUCUUCUCUGCGACGUUCCCCAAACAAAUGGACUCUCUCGCCAGGAAAAUAUUACAGAAACCUCUUGAAAUCACUGUUGGAGGGCGAUCUGUGGUCGCCGCGGAGAUCGAGCAGAUUGUCGAAGUGCGUCCUGAGGAGUCCAAGUUCAAUCGACUCUUGGAUAUCCUGGGGCAGAUGUACAACGAAGACCCAGAGUGCCGUACUCUCAUCUUUGUCGACAGACAGGAAGCUGCUGAUAACCUACUCCGCGACCUCAUGCGUAAAGGGUACUUAUGCAUGUCUCUGCACGGAGGCAAAGACCAGGUUGAUCGUGACUCCACCAUUGCCGACUUUAAAUCCGGAGUUGUUCCCAUCGUCAUUGCCACUUCUGUCGCUGCCCGUGGGCUGGAUGUCAAACAGCUUAGGCUCGUAAUCAACUUCGACGCACCUAAUCACAUGGAAGACUACGUUCACCGUGCUGGUCGUACGGGGAGAGCAGGUAAUAAAGGCACAUGUGUUACAUUCAUCACUCCUGAACAAGAAAGAUAUUCUGUUGACAUUUACCGCGCGCUCAAGGCAAGUAAUGCAACUGUUCCGAGUGAGCUUGAGGAAUUGGCCAACGGCUUCUUGGAGAAAGUCAAGUCUGGAAAGGCGCAAGUCGCAGGGUCAGGCUUUGGUGGGAAAGGUCUUGAUAGGCUCGAUAAGGAGCGUGAGGCCAAAGAUCGGGCAGAGCGGAAAGCCUACGGUGAACCCGAAGAAGAGAAGGUGGAUGAAGCUGUCAAGACCCCUACCACUGCUGGUGACGAUAUGACGUUCGGUAACUUCAAAGUCGAAAUCAAGCGUGGUCCCGCUCCCGAUUCUUCGAAGGGCUUACUUGGAGUGGCCGGAGCUGCUGCAGCUGCCAGGCGUCUCGCACAUGCGAAGGAAGAGGAGAAGCUUCAAGCGUCACUCAAGGCUGCUCAGGACGCUGCUGCUCGUGCAGGGAAAGACACAGCCGCGCACAAGCAAGCCCUCAGUGUCAUCGCAAAGCUGAACGCGCAGAUGAAGGCAACGAGGCUGGUCUUGCAGUCUCAGAUCCAGGCAGACGAGAGCGGUCUCAGGAAAGCAAACCCCGAUUCCACGGACUUCCACGCGAUCAUACCUAUCAACGACUACCCACAAAAGGCGAGAUGGCGGGUUACCAACAAGGAAACCAUGGUUCAGCUCAUCGAUAUGACAGGCGCAUCAGUUACCAACAAAGGUAUAUAUUACGAAUCUGGGAAGGAGCCUCCUCCGGAAGGACCGCCCAAACUCCACCUACUGAUCGAGUCCAACGAGGAAUACAGGGUGGAACAAGCGGUUCGGGAGAUCAAGCGUUUGCUCAUCGAAGCGUCUGCUGCAGCAUUGCAAGCAGAGAUGCGGAAUCCUACCGCAGUCGCUGGGAGAUACAGUGUUGUGUAG